CUCAGCUGACUCUGAUGACCAUGAAUUUGACCCAUCUGCUGAUAUGCUAAUUCAUGAUUAUGAUGACGAAAGAACAUUGGAAGAGGAGGAAAUGAUAGAGGGAGAGACAAAUUUUAGCUCAGAAAUAGAGGAUCUUACAAGGGAAGGAGAGAUGCCUAUUGAUGAACUGCUUAGUUUGUAUGGCUAUGGAAGUACAGUUCCCUUUCCUGGAGAGGAGGAAGAGGAUGACGAAGGGGAUGAAGAUGAUGAAGAUGUGGAUAAUGAUGGAAACAGUGGCUGCAGUGGAGAUAAGGAAGAAACAGUUAAGAAUUCAUCAGGUCAGGAAGAUGAAAUUCAUUCUUCUAAUGAUGAAUGCACACCAUCUGUUGCCUUUCAGGAAGCACCUGAGAUUACCCGCCCACGCAGAUGCAAAUAUUUUGAUACAGGCAAUGAAAUAGAAGAUGACUCUGAAGAGGAUGCUGACUAUGUUCCCUCUGAGGACUGGAAAAAGGAAAUUAUGGUGGGUUCAAUGUUCCAAGCUGAAAUCCCAUUUGAUACCUGUAUAUACAAAGAGAAUGAAAAAGUGUAUGAGAAUGAUGAUCAGUUGCUAUGGAACCCAGACUUCCUUCCCGAAGGUGAAGUGGUAGAUUUUCUUGCUGAAGCUUCCAGGCGAACAGGAGAAGAAAAAAAUGUUGAUGCAAUUCCAGAAGGAUCUCAUAUCAAGGACAAUGAACAGGCACUGUAUGAGUUGGUGAAAUGUAAUUUUGAUGUAGAAGAAGCACUGAGAAGAUUACGAUUUAAUGUGAAAGCUGCUAGAGAAGAACUGUCUGUCUGGACAGAGGAUGAAUGCAGAAAUUUUGAGCAAGGUCUGAAAGCAUAUGGAAAAGAUUUUCACUUGAUUCAAGCAAACAAAGUAAGAACAAGGUCAGUAGGGGAUUGUGUGGCAUUUUAUUACAUGUGGAAGAAAUCUGAACGUUUUGACUUCUUUGCACAACAAACACGCUUCGGGAAAAAGAAAUACAAUCUUCACCCUGGUGUGACGGAUUACAUGGAUCGUCUCCUGGAUGAAAGUGAAAGUACUACUUCUAGCCGUGCACCAUCCCCCCCUCCCACCACUUCAAACAGCAGCAAUAGUCAGUCUGAAAAAGAAGACAGCACACUCAGCAACAGUAAUCAUAAUGAUGCUAAUGAGCAAGACCACAAGAAGAAGAAGCCAGUCCUGUGGCUUAAAGGUGUAUCUGUUAAUGGCCGUCCAGCAGCAUCGAAUGCAAACAAAGUAAAAGAUGAAUGCUUUCAUGCCAAUGGCCCCCACACUGAUGCUCAAGAACCCCUUUAUGCAGAAACAGAUAGUAAUGGGUGUGAAAAGAAGGACCUUUCACCUGAUUUGAAGUGCAUUAGUGUGACUGCUGUCAGUCAAAAUUGUGAGCCUGAGGAAACUGUUGAAAGGCCUCCAAAGAGGUGUAGACUUGACAACAGCGAAAAUGAAAAUCAGAGUGCCUCAGUAUGUGUGCAGGAAGAAAACUUGCAUCUGAAUUCUGAAGAAAUGGAAACAGACAUUCUGAAUUCUAGACAUUCUUAAAAUGAAGAACCAAAAUUUUUAAAGAAUGAACUGUGGAGUGUUUAGAACAGUAAGACUUUGCGGGUGACCUAAAAUAAUGAACCGCUGCCAUAGAAGAAGAAAUUUAUUCUUAUUGCUUUGAAAUGUUUACAUUCUUUCUUUCAUUAGAUACCUGGUCUCCAUGAAAAAAAAACUUGUUUCACCAAGGAGAUGGACCAUGUUUUUAAGUAAUUUGUCAUUGCUUUUUUGAAAUGCAUUCCUGAAGUUUCUUGGCAUGAUUUUUCUAUGCCUAGAGUCUGCUAUGAAUAUUUGAAAGUCUGUCUACAGGUGAUGUGGAUUUGUGCACAGAGCCACUUUAGAAGCUUAAAUCCUGCUAUGGAAAUGCUGAGCUUCUGACUAGUAACUAGCUGCAGAACUUUUUUCUCUCGUGUCAUGUCUCGUGCCACAGAGUUCACCGGGUUGGGGUGGGGGGCAUCUCAGUAUUCUGUCUAGUCAUAUGAUACUUUACCAUUGAGUCUGAUCUUUUGUAAGCCUUUUGGAGGGAAGCAUACUAAAUGAGAUUAUUCUUCUCUCUCUCUUUCUAUAGAAAAGACAAAAGAUCCAUAUAUUUUCUGCCCUGAUUAAUCUCAGGGUACUAAACCUAAGAUGAAAUGAUUUAGGGUAAUCAUUAUUCCUUGUUAAGAAAAAGAAAAAUGAGCAUGUUUUAUUUUUAUGAAGCUAAAUAAGUCUAGUGGAUAUUCAUUGGGUUUAUUUAUGAAGUUUAUGACAUCAGUGAUGUCUUCUGUAUUGUACAUUAUCUGGGUUUAAGAAAUACAUUAUGUAUUUUUCCAGAUCCUUUUGUAGCCUUUGAAAUAUUUUUAGAAUAUUUGUGAAUUGAUUCAGCAGUCUUUUCUGUAAAGCCUGUAUAGUUUCUUAAGUUGUACAGUUCUUAAACUUUAUCUUGGAAAAUGUUUCAAUAAUCUAUUGUUUGUCAUUACAUUUGCAAAAAUGUUUUUAAUCUGCUCUUUUUUAUUUAAAAAAAGUUUUUAUAGCAUCUUUAAAACUGUAGACAAGGGCACAAUUCUUUACAUGAAAAGUCUAAUGUUUCCUGAUAAAGUUGUGUAUUUUAUUAGCAGACAAAGAACUUUGCACUGUACUUGUUUUAUUCAAGCUUAUUUAGUUGUAUUUAAAUUCUUUUAAAGAUGCUGCAGAAAAAUACUGAAACAUCUUUGUGUUA
Messenger RNA from Protopterus annectens (West African lungfish), 2753 nucleotides. It is a transcript of the gene MIER1, whose product is annotated as MIER1 transcriptional regulator. The coding region runs from base 44 to 1558 and encodes 504 amino acids. The transcript is spliced from 12 exons. The record is from RefSeq and is a predicted model, not a curated record. Gene Ontology annotation, molecular function: transcription corepressor activity; histone deacetylase binding. NCBI's taxonomy places the organism in Eukaryota, Metazoa, Chordata, Ceratodontiformes, Protopteridae. Gene Ontology annotation, cellular component: nucleoplasm. Gene Ontology annotation, biological process: negative regulation of transcription by RNA polymerase II.